This is a messenger RNA of Polyodon spathula (Mississippi paddlefish), 1944 nucleotides long. RefSeq names its product regulator of G-protein signaling 8-like. Lineage: Eukaryota; Metazoa; Chordata; Actinopteri; Acipenseriformes; Polyodontidae. The coding region runs from base 710 to 1234 and encodes 174 amino acids. The record is from RefSeq and is a predicted model, not a curated record. The transcript is spliced from 7 exons.
AUACAGCAGACAGAUGCUGUAACCCAGGGGUGUUGAACUCCAGUCCUCGAGGGCUGCAGUGUCUUCUGUUGAUGAUUUCAAAAAUGCACUUGAUUCAAGGUACACUACCUAUAAGACAUUUUGAGGCCUGGAAGAAGUGUUAGAUUUGUCCAAUUAAUCAAAUAAUUAGACCAAUUAAGUAAUUGAGCGAUCAGGUGGAACAAAAGGCAGAAGACACUGGGGCCCUCCAGGAACUGAGUUUGACACCCCUGCUCUAUCCAUUCACCUGAGGAGAGUUGUUGGAGCUGUUAAACUGGCUCUCAUCCAUUAGCCAUAGGAAGAGGACAGGUAAACAGCAUUAGCAUAUCAGGAAUGCAUGACUCACGAAGAAGUGUCUGUUGUUUGUUUUUCAAUCCCUCGAAUUAUCAAACCUUCCAACAUUGAAAAAGAAAAUGUCCAGUCUACAGGGCCCUGAUGAUUGGAAUGUCUUUGCAACCUGCUACUUAUCAUUUAAAACAUUUUGCCUAAGCAGUACAUAAUGGAAACAGGCCUUCAAUCUCUAUUGCUGGAUGACUGAGUGGAAUUUAAAAUAAGAACUGGCAUCCUCUUUCGACGGUUUCUCAGAAAAGAGAUCAAGCUGUCUCAUCUAUCUGCAAACAGCUCUUCUGUCUGUAGAGAGGAGGAGGACAAAGAGGGUGAGAAGACAACAAGCAAAAGACAAACCAGAGCCAUGAAGAACCGACUGGGCUGUUUAUCAAAUAAAUCAGAUUCAUGCAGUGAUUCUACUGCCUUUCUUCCUCCUGUACCAGAAAAGUCAACCAGAUGCAUAAAGUUAUCAACAGAAGAAGCCAAACGAUGGACAGAAUCAUUUGACAUUCUUCUUUCCCAUAAAUAUGGUUUGGCUGCAUUUAGAGCAUUCCUCCAAACAGAAUUCAGUGAGGAGAACAUUGAGUUCUGGAUGGCCUGUGAGGACUAUAAGAAGACCAAGUCCACAGCAAAACUAGGCUUCAAGGCUAAGAAGAUCUAUGAGGAGUUUAUUGAUGUUCAAGCUGCUAGAGAGGUGAACAUUGACUUUCAGACACGAGAGAUGACAAGGAGAAGCCUUCAGGAACCCACCCCCUCAUGCUUUGAUGAGGCCCAAGGAAAAGUGCACAGCCUUAUGGAAAAAGACUCAUACCCCAGGUUCCUGAGAUCUAAAAUCUACAUGGACUUAUUGAACCAGACUCAAAACCACUCCCAGAGGAGGUUUAGUUAGGGAAACCAGCAUUAUCUCUACUGAAUCCAUGCACCUUAAUUGAAUAUUUGUAAAUAGUACUAAAUAACCCAAGGGGUGUUUAAGGUUGAAAAUGGGAUAAGACCGCCAGGUACUUCCCUGCGCUGGUUUUACACAUUGUAUUAAAAUGUACAGCUCCAUAGACUUGUAGUUAUGGUCCCUGACUUGUUGUGACUUUACUUCAGACAAAUGGGUUUGAAGUUUAAAAAAUGUGAAGUUACUGGACUACAAUCCCUGUAAAACUCUAUGUUAUGCCUCACAUAUUUGACUGAGUUUAUUUUGUUCCUCCACCACCCUUGCACUUCUGUACCACUAAGGGUUGUGUCUCAAUCUCUACUCCUUGCAGACUCAACUUGAACUCAAGUCUCAGGGUUGCGGGGGGGGGGGGGUCACUAGGUUAUAUCAUACCUUCUGCUUCCCACAUUCAUCAAGACACCUAAUGAACAUAUCCAAACAUUGAGAAAGCAGGUUACAUCAUAGAUUGUGCCAUGGAAGGGGGGGGAUGCAGCUUGACAAAAAAAAAACAAGUGCAAGUAUUAGCAUAUGUGUUUAUAGUGCCUCCAUUGCAAUGUAUUUGAUCAAUAUAGUCUUGAGAACACAAUAAUAUGGUGUUGUAUAAUAAGUACAUUGAACAACACAAGCAAUAAAGUAAACACUUUAAUUUAAUAGCCACCAUGAACAUCCUGUUUCUU